Messenger RNA from Mucor mucedo, 1680 nucleotides. RefSeq lists its product as uncharacterized. Gene Ontology annotation, biological process: Mo-molybdopterin cofactor biosynthetic process. The transcript is spliced from 4 exons. Bases 110 to 1555 code for a protein of 481 amino acids. Gene Ontology annotation, molecular function: metal ion binding; GTP 3',8'-cyclase activity; 4 iron, 4 sulfur cluster binding. The record is from RefSeq and is a predicted model, not a curated record. NCBI's taxonomy places the organism in Eukaryota, Fungi, Mucoromycota, Mucoromycetes, Mucorales, Mucoraceae.
GGUGGUGCAAGACAAAGUGUCUCAUCCACUUGUAGAUAAUUACCAACGACACCAUGAUUACCUUCGAAUUUCCAUUACCGAGCGUUGUAAUCUCAGAUGCACGUAUUGUAUGCCUGAAGGAGGCGUCCCACUUUCUGCAGCAGGCAGUCUUUUAACCACGACCGAGAUUCUUCGUCUCGCUCAAUUAUUUGUUUCUCAAGGUGUAAAAAAGAUUCGUUUGACGGGAGGUGAACCCACCGUAAGACCUGAUAUUUUGGCCCUGGUAGAAGGUCUAGGACGGUUGAAAGGAAAAGGGUUGGAGAGUCUAGCCAUGACAUCCAAUGGCAUUGCAUUGAAACGCAAAUUACCACAAUUGGUAGCCUCUGGCUUAGAUACCUUGAACGUUAGUUUGGAUACCUUGGAUCCGCAUCUAUUUGAAAUCAUGACCCGUAGAAGAGGAUUUCAUCGCGUGACGGAGGCCAUUGAUGAGGCCAUACGUUUGAAUAUGAAACAUGUCAAGAUUAAUACCGUCGUCAUGCGAGGCGUGAAUGAUGCCGAAGUACUCAAUUUCGCUGCCUAUACAAAGGAUCGACGGGUGAAUGUGAGGUUUAUUGAGUAUAUGCCGUUUGAUGGAAACCAAUGGAAUCGACAAAAGUUGGUACCCUUUAAGGAACUCAUUGGACGUAUUGAAGCGAUGUAUGGUCGGUUAGAUAGGUUAACAGAUACUGCCAAUGAUACCACCAAGCAUUAUAAGGUACCUGGAUAUCAAGGUAAAUUAGGCUUCAUCACAUCCAUGACAGACCAUUUUUGUGGUACAUGCAAUCGAUUACGUAUUACAGCGGAUGGUAGUAUUAAGGUGUGUUUGUUUGGAAAUACAGAGGUAUCGUUACGUGAUUUGAUCCGAAAGGAGAGUACGGAUGAAGAGAUUGUGCAAGUCAUCAGUAUGGCUGUCAAGAAAAAAAAGAAGCAGCAUGCGGUCAAACAAAGUGUGGGUAUUCCAAGCUACUUGCUACAGACAGAAAAUGUGUCUGUGGGACAACAAAGAAGAGCUUAUUCGCAAGCGAGAUUGACGCAUACCGAUGAAGAAACAGGCGAAGCACGUAUGGUGAGUGUGACGGAAAAGGCUAGUACGUUUCGAGAAGCCAAAGCGAUGGGAAGAAUUGUGAUACCACAAGAAGCGUACGAUUUACUCAAGAAGAAUGAGAUGCAUACAGCCAAGGGGAACGUAUUGACCGUAGCGCAGAUAGCAGGUAUUGGAGCCGCUAAAAGUACAUGGCAGUUGAUCCCCUUAUGUCAUCCCUUGUUAUUGGGCUUGAUUGAAGUAAGAUUGUGGUUGGAUGAUGAGAGACGGAGUGUGGAAUGUCGGUCAAGAGUGCAGACGAGUGGGAAAACUGGAGUAGAGAUGGAGGCAUUGACAGCCACAAGCGUGGCUUUAUUGACCGUCUAUGAUAUGUGUAAAGCAGCCAGUAAAGAAAUGCGUAUCGAAGGGAUCCGUGUCGUUGAAAAAACCGGUGGUAAAAGUGGGUUCUGGCAAUCGAAUGAAAAUGAUGAUGAGGGUGUACAACAGGAAAAUUAACACUUUUUGCAACCAAUGAAGAUUCUAGAAUCCAUCCUUCUAUUUUCAGCAUAAACUUAUUACAUAACAAUCAUAAGAUUUCGUAAGCAAAUAAUAAAAUUAUUACCCGUAGCAGAUUUAGAGGC